Messenger RNA from Notolabrus celidotus (New Zealand spotty), 5742 nucleotides. It is a transcript of the gene abi3bpa, whose product is annotated as target of Nesh-SH3. Gene Ontology annotation, biological process: positive regulation of cell-substrate adhesion; extracellular matrix organization. Lineage: Eukaryota; Metazoa; Chordata; Actinopteri; Labriformes; Labridae. The transcript is spliced from 23 exons. Gene Ontology annotation, molecular function: protein binding. The record is from RefSeq and is a predicted model, not a curated record. The coding region runs from base 307 to 4695 and encodes 1462 amino acids.
GUCCAGCUGUGUCUGUCCCCUCCCUCCAUACUAGAGGUAUAGAUGGUGCAGGAGCAUCCAGAAGUCCAGUCCAGUGAGCUGCACUAGUCCUGAGAGCCAACAGCUCAGAGAAGUAGUCCAGCCACUCCAGCAUUAUAACAGAUCCUACAUCCAUGCAGCUGCAGCACAAAGUAAACUCAACUUGUUAGCACAGAUUUACUCAAUCACUCCUGAGUGACAGCUUCUUAAUCCUGCACCACGCUCCACAUCGUGAGAUCUCUGAGUUCAUUCAGAUCACCAUUAUAACUGAGACCCAAAACAGACUUGAUGAUGGGGAGGCAGCAACACCCUCACUGCUUUCUGGUCCUUCUCCUGGUUGUCUUCAUUGCUGGGAUAGCUCUUACUGGCCCCUCCACUCCCCGCAGGAGCAGAGUGAGACGUCAGAACAUGAAAGUCCGCAUCAAUGCCACAGGAGACACCAUCGUGAUGAAGUUCUUGCGUCCUAACUCCGACACCAAGCUUGAGGGCUACAUCCUGGGCUAUGGCAGCAGCAUGUUCUCCAAACAGUUCAUUCAGCUGCCUGAGAACGGACAGCCAUAUUUGACAGAGUUUGAUGCUGAGCCCAAGUAUCUUAUAGCCGUCCAGCCCAUCCCAGUCAACGAUGUGAAAAAGCAGUGCACAGGUAAAGUGGAACUGGAGAAGCCGCUGCACUUGGUCAUUGGUUCCGUGACGCCCACCUCAGUCCUCCUGUCCUGGGGCACCCUGCUGAAAACCCCCUACGAAAGCAACGUCAUGAACGACUGUCUCGAGGAUGGACACUACACUGUGCGUUAUCGUGAAAGGAACAGGAAGUGGAACUACCAAACCUGCCCAACUAGUGACACCGUCAUUGACCACCUGAAGCCCAACACAGUCUAUGAAUUUGGUGUUCAGCCCAACUCUAAGGACGGCACUGGAUUGUGGAGCAAACCCGUUCAUCACAACAUAACCUCAGGAGGCUUAGAGGAAAAGGCCAUCAGGAAAAUCUUCAAACAUCCCGUCACCUCUGGGAAAGCUCUAACGACAGGUCCACUCUCCUUCCCCUUUGGUCCUCGCCACGCUCCCCUUAACAGGACCCAGGGCAGAGUGCCCCUCUCCAGGAACAUAUCCCCAAAGACAACUCUUGCUCCAACCACAACUACUAGACAGGAAUCUCUGUCAACCCCUGGACCCACUCUACCUGUCGCCACCAAACGGCCAAUUGGAGGAGACCACUACAGAUCUAUCUUGCCACCUUCCCUGGAGAUCCCGUUAGCUCCCAUACUUCAUUCUCCACUACACAUUACAACCACCAUGAGGCCCAUGCCACUUCCCCAGAAAGAUGUGGACAAAGACGGGUAUUCCCUGAGUCAACCUGAAAUAAUACCCCAGUCCCAACAGAAUACAGAACCUCCACCAAACCCUCAGACUCAGCCAGAGUAUCCACAUCCACCACGAUCAAAGCCCAGCACCCCAAAACCUCAACCCAAGAACUUUUCCAAGGCUCAGCCUCAACCACAUCCCCAACCAAUAUUACAUCUCAUAGCCAAGGCCCAACCACAGACGACAUCCCAGCCCAUACCCCAUACCCAACAAAUGCAACCUAAACCAGGAUUCCAGUUCCAACCUCAAACCAAACCACAUACCCAACCAACAGUCAAGAGGAUAUCUGACACCCAUCCCAAACCACACACCCAACCAGAAUCCAAGUUAAUGUCAGAGAUGAAACCUGAACCACAUUCAACAACCCAGACCACUUCCCAGAUCCAACAAAAACCCCAACCAGAAUCCAAGCCUAUACCCAAGCCCAAACCACAACCACAAGCGAAAAUCCCACCCAUACCCAAGACCCAACCACAACCCCAACCCCACCCACAAUACAAGCCAACACCCAAGAUCCAACCACAACCCCAACCCCAACCAGAAUCUAAGCCCAUACCCAAGAAGAAACCACAACCCCAACCACAAACUACACCCAUGCCAAAGACCAAACCACAACCCCAAGCAAAAAUCAAAUCCACACCCAAGACCAAACCACAACUGCAGUCAGAAUCGAAGUCUGUACCCCAGACCAAACUAAAGCCCCAACCACCAUCCCAACCUACUUCCCAGACCCGACCCCACCCACAACCCCAACCAGCACCCAAACCUAUACUCAAGACUGAAUCAGAACCCCGACCGACAUCCCAAGCCAUAUCAGAUAUCUUAACACAAACACAAUCUCUACCAGAAUCCGGGCUUUUACAUCAGACCCACCCACAACCACAAGCAGGACCAGCUAACCAUCAGGUACUGCAGAGCAAACCAAAACCUCUUUCAACACCGCAACCCAUUCUCACAACCUUUUCUCAGUCGCAGCCUCAUCCAAAACUCGUUCUCCGAUCAGAGACCCAAACCACAACUGGGCUCCCUGUUGAACUCAAACUUCAACCAACACCCAAGCUCAAGCAUCAGAUCCAUUCUCACACACAACCAUAUCUCAAGACCCAGACACAGCCUAAAGUUCGAACAACAACCCAGCCCACAUAUAUGGCACAUCCACAAACACAUCAACCAACACUUAAGCACACACCUAAAACCCCAGAAGCCCUACCGAAGGUUAACACCAAACCCCAGCCUCAACCACGAUCACAAAACACCACUAAGACACAAACCCAAACACAACCUCAACCAAAGACUGACCCACAGCCUCAACCAGAAAAAAACCCAGACACAAAACUAACAGAUGGGCAAAAGUCUAAGAUCCAGGUAACACCAAAACCAAAGACCAAUAUUUUACACCCCAAGCCCAAAAAACAAAUCCAGAACAAGGGCCAAUCCAAGCCUAGUACACAGCCUCGACCAAAGAGCCAAUCCAAGCCUGGUACAGAGCCUCGACCAAAGAGCCAAUCCAAGCCUGGUACAGAGCCUCGACCAAAGAGCCAAUCCAAGCCUGGUACAGAGCCUCGACCAAAGAGCCAAUCCAAGCCCCAACAGCCAAAUCCUCAACCAAAAGUCCAACAACCUAAAACUAAGAUUAAGCAGAAGUCACAAUCACAACAUCCAAUAAAGACACAAACCCCACCUGCACCUCAUUCCCAACCUAUUCUUCAACCACAACCUCUACCAAAAGCCGAUCCUAAGUCCCCACAUUAUACUCUCCCAAAGCCACACCCUGCAUCUAGUCCCAAACAACAGUCUCAACCUGGGAAUCAUUCUGAGUCCCAGUCCUGGAGCUACUCCGAUACCACCGAGGUCACCCCAAGGAAAGCUUUUGCAACGGCUUCUAGUCCACCAGAAGAGGGCAAGCCUCUACCAAGACCUGCCCUGGCUACAGAGGAGGCUGAUAGUUACAAUCUGGGUACUGGUGCCAUUAAAUCAUCCGUUGCUGAAGUUCCUCAAUCUUCCAUUAGCACUUCAGUUUCUCAAGCAGGAAGGAACAGCACUGUGUCUCGCAGCCGGGUUCCUCCAAAUCCCAAUCGCAAAACUGUCCGACCAUUUUCUCCAUCCAAGACAUUCUCCUCCUCUCAAAGCUCCAGCUCACCUGGUGCACUCGGUGGAGCACAUCAUAGGGGAAAUGCUCUUCCUAAACCUGCGAUGUGGCCAAGAGAGAAGCCUGUGUUGCGUCCUUCUAUUCCUGUCAACAAGAGACCCAACUUGGUGGGGAAACCUAGUGACCAUGAUAAACCCAUGGACCUUAAACAAGGAGAGAAGGAGUCCAUCUUGAAGCCAUUCCCUCUGGUCACUGCCAAACCGAAGCAAGAGCGCAGACAACAGACAACCACCACCGCCCCGGCACUAAACAGCAGCCGCUUUGACAUAAAUGAAAAUUCUUCCAUAUUCAGGCCUCUGCCUGCAUCUGAAGUAGACAUUAUGGGAAAGAAGCGGUUCGUAGCUCCUCACGUUAUCUACAAGACAGAUAAGAAACCAGACGAGCCGUGCUCCAUCACUUCCUCUCUUGCCUACUUCCCUGAUGAAGAAGGGGCUGAUCAGAAUGUGACUGGUCCUCCUCGUGUACCUCCCUCCAACCUCACUGUGGUCACUGUGGAGGGCUGCCCGUCUUUUGUCAUUCUUGACUGGCAGAAGUCUGACAACGAAACCAGAGAGUAUGAAGUUGUAUCGACUACUAAAGGGCCAAAUGGAGAAGAGGUGUCCGUACUGACGACCAAUCAGACACACACAGCUGUGGAGAAUCUAAAGCCAGAGAGCAGUUAUGAAUUUACAGUUACGCCAAGGAAUGAGCUGGGAACAGGACCCUCCAGUGAUCCUGUGUCUUUUAACACAGAAUCAGCUGAUCCACGAGUGAGCGAAAACGUUUCAGGCAAAGAUGCCAUCUGGACUCAGUUCCCAUUUAAAUCUGAUUCCUACUCGGAAUGCAAUGGAAAGCAGUACGUGAAGAGGACUUGGUACCGAAAGUUUGUUGGCAUCCAGCUCUGCAACUCUCUGAGAUACAAGAUCUACCUGAGUGACUCACUCAAUGGGAAAUUCUAUAAUAUAGGAGAUCAAACGGGGCAUGGUGAGGACCAUUGUCAAUUUGUGGACUCUUUCCUGGAUGGACGGACGGGCACCCAGAUGCUUGCUGACCAGCUACCAAGCAGGCCAGGGUUUUACAGAGCCUUGAGACAGGAACCUGUGCACUUUGGAGAGAUCGGAGGGAAGUCACACGUUACUUAUGUUGGCUGGUACGAAUGUGGUACACCCAUUCCUGGGAAAUGGUAAGAACCACAAAGCUGUCAAGGAGGGAUACUUUCUGCAGAGGAAGAAGAAGAAGAAGAAGAAGAAGAAGAAGAAGAAGAAGAAGAAGAAGGCAAAGAAGCCUAACCAGGCUUGGAGGGAGGUUGGGCUUUCUGUUACACUACCAUGGACACUGUAAAUGGGUUUGUCUGUUUGAACUCAGCCCUCUCUCCCAGGUUUGACCCUGUCCAAGACUAUUAAGUGUCACAAAACUCCACUGAGUGUAUUUGUAACAUUGGUCUCAAUUUUUUUUGUAUUUAUCAAAAAUGUCACGACAGAUGAAAGAACGCAGGAUUUUGAGUGAACCAAAAUGCUGAAUAUACGGUAAUCACAGAGAAGUUGUUGGGAAGCUGGCUCCCAAAGUGUAAUAACUUGUAUGAUGUUAUUUAUCAAGGGGAUUGUUGUUGAUUUUUCUCUGUGUGCCCUGUGUGCUUCUUUGGCUUUUGAUAUGAGAAAGUUGAAAUAGUUCCCAAUACUUGCAUGUCAGUGAACAUGUUGUAUACAGAGAGGUGCCAAUCAUACUUCCAUUGUACAUUUUGGCUAUGUAAAAUACAGGUAAACACAGACAUGCAGAAUCGACCUUCUGCUGGCCCUAAGGGAUUAUUAGCAGUUGCAGUUUGCACAGUAUUAAACUUUUUGUUCAUAUAUGUAUAUUAUGUUAAAUAGAAUUUGUAUACCAGGGGUAAUAUAGUUUGAUAUAUUUCAGGUAAAAUAUUAAACAGCUUAAGCCAAUUUUAUGAUUUAUUGGAAGCCAAAGCUUGAAUUUAUGGUUUGUACGGUGUGACUUGAAAACAAAAGAUUGAUGUAUUUUAAUACUAAUGCAGUCUCGGCCAGUAAUUUGAAAAUUAUAUAUGAAAAAAAGGUUUGAUUUGAACUUACAUAUGCAUAUGGUGGAAUUUGUUUUUGUACUCAAUUUAACUUCAAAUUGUACAUAAAGCUACAAAUUACAGACAUUUUUCACCUCCGUCAUGACUGCAGUUGAUUUUAAGGCACCAUGUUCGUUUUCAGCAAUAAAUCUUGUUUUUAUAUUUA